This is a messenger RNA of Bombina bombina (fire-bellied toad), 5100 nucleotides long. RefSeq lists its product as uncharacterized. The transcript has 3 exons. The record is from RefSeq and is a predicted model, not a curated record. NCBI's taxonomy places the organism in Eukaryota, Metazoa, Chordata, Amphibia, Anura, Bombinatoridae. Bases 241 to 888 code for a protein of 215 amino acids.
GAAACAUAAUGGUUUCGUUCCGGUCUCUCAGACCAAUCCUAUCCUAAUAACACUUCGACAACCAAGAAUAACAAUGUUGAUGCUGGCUUCUACAGAGAGUUCGCAGUAACACCGGCACAGUUACAUCAGAUAGAAAAAGGAAAGCACAUGACCAUGACGAACAGAACAGAAUUGGGGAAUAAAGAAGCAUUACCCUAAUCACAAAAACAGAAUACUGCGAAUGAGACAUCAAGCAAGAAAAUGCAUGAACCAUCAGAAAAUGCCAACUCAACUAUCAUCACAUCUCCUCCACCACCUGAUUACAUAUAUGACCAACCACCUCCAUACCAAGAUUGUACUUUAUCUGUUAUCUACUGCCCAUCUUUAUCUAGCAUGGAACCCUUGACUCAGUUUCCCCAUGACCCAUCUCCUCUUGGUCAGACUCCAGUUGAUGUGGAAGGACUUGUGCCAUGGCCAGCUAACUUUUCUCCAUGCCUAACUCCUCCAGACUACUGUGAGCUACCACCACCCUACUCCUCAUCUAAUCCUUCUACUGAUGUUCAGGCAGAAACUGGAGAAUUAUCAAUGGACCAGUCAUUAGUAGAUCGAGUAGGAGAAUGUUCAGUGCAAGAAACUCCCUUCUCAUCAUCUGUACAUUCUACGUCAGAAGCGAAAACAUUAUCACCCAAAUGGUUUAUCUGGUCUUUCACAAGCUUGAUGCUUUUUUCACCAAUAGGAAUAGUUUCUGUCAUCUAUUUAUACAAGACAUGGAAAAGUUUGCGCAUGGGAGAUACUGAGUCAUCAAGAAGACAUAAGCUGAACAUGUACAAUUAUAACAUAAUGACUAUUGCUAUUGGAAUCCCUACAGAUGUGAUGUUAUUGGCUGCAAUACUUGUGCCACUUUUGUAAGAAGCACGUGCUGGUCUAUUGUAUGACAUUUACCACAACACCAAUUAGGCAUUAUAGACUGAAUUCCAGGAAUUCAACAAAAUAACUAUAUGGAAUUUCAUCAAGAACUUAGGGGCCGAUUAUCUAAAGAUCUCUGGGCUGGCGAAAUUAUUUAAGAACACUCACCAGUAUUUCUAUUGCCCUGGUGGAAUUAUCUAAAGCCACUUUUUAUCCUGAAAACAGGGUGUCUCGCUAAGGGGCGUAUACUGCUUUGGAAGGAGAUGCAGACAUUACAAAAGUGCACAAUUAAAUUUGUCAAUUAUAAAUGAUAGAAAAUGAAUAAUUGAACCAGCCACACAAAAAUGUACAGGAACAAAUUGUAUUAUUCAGUUUCAUGAAAAAUUGUUACAAAAUUCUUCACCAUAAAUCAUAUUUUAUCAAAAACUUACAUUUUGUAUGUAAAUUACACAGGAAUAAAUCAUAUUAAAUAUGCACAGCAUAAAUCGUAAUUUAAGUACUCAGGGUCUGCAAAAAAGACAUAAAAAAAUUGUACUUAUAAGUGCAAAAUGCAAAGCACAUUUGUUGUUGUUUUGUAGAAUGGGCAAAACAUGGAUGUGUAUGAAAUGUUCCCUCAAAUCCCAGGGUAAUUCUCUAAACAUUUUUGCUCUACAGUACUGUUUUGUCUUGCAAAUGAAAAUGUGGCAAGGUUGUGACAAAAUACUCAAAAUACUUAUAACCCUAAUAGAUAAACACAGGCUUUUGAAAAUAUAGGCAAUUGUAAGAUGCUAUACGAAGAAAGCAGAGUAAUGUCAUUUAUAUUGGCUGCAGGAUUUCAUUUUUAAGUGUGGCCCCUGCUCACUGCUAACUUCGCCUUACACAUCGAAGUUUCCCUUUUUUAGCGAGCUCCGUUAAUUUCAAUAGGAGACAUCUCGCCACUGACAGGGACUGCCCCUUUUAAACGAUAAUUCUACCUGGGCAGCCCCUACGAGGGUCAGCGUGAGACAACACGUCUGAUCGGGUUGAUUGCUGUCUGUCGCUCAGAGCAGGCGAACCAGUUAAGGAGCAGUGGUCUUAAGACCGCUGCUUAAUAAUUGCUGUUUCCAGCGAGCCUGAAGGCUCGCGCAGAAACAGAGGCAUCAGGGGCCAAUUUAUUAAGCAGCAUAUGCUGCUCAUUCUGCGCAAGCCUUUCGGCUCACCAGAAGCAGUGGUUGUAAGAACGCUGCUGCUUGGUGGACUGCAAUCAUGUCUAUUAUAUAUGAUCAGGAUGAUUGACUUCCCCUGCUAGCGACCGCGAAUGUGCAGGGGGCUGCAUUGCACAAACAUUUCACAAGAAAUGCUUGUGCAAUGAUAAAUGCCGAAUGCUGUCUGCAUUUAUCGAUGUUGGGCGGCAGGGUUGGCUCCAAGGGGGGACAUUGGGGGGCAAUGCCCACCCAAAUGGAAUGCUGUGCCCCCUCAAAAAAUAUUGAUAUGAUCAUACACUUUAAAAAUAAUAAAUAAAAUAAUGAAUUGUUAUGUAAUGCUGCAUGCUGGGUGCAGAGUUAGCUGCCAAACUGUGAGGUCGCAUCACGCAUCUGCAAGGAGCUCCGUGUCUUAACCUCUUAUUUGGAAUUGGAAGUUAAUUAGAGACUUUUUGGACUUGUCUUUAACUCUAUUAAUUUUACCUAUCGUGAGUUACUCAUUUUCUUAAACAAUAGACCAUGAAAAGAAUAUGAUUGUAUCAUACAAAUAUAAGUCUAUAAAUGGCUACCGGCUUCUAUCGAUGCCGGUAGCCAUUUAUAGACUUAUAUUUAUAUGAUACAAUCAUAUUCUUAUAAGUUCACAGUACAUAGGUUGUAUUUAGCAGCCUGAUAUCCGUUAGUUAUUGCGAAACAGGUAUAGCUAAAUCUAAUCUACAAAAUUACCAGUACCUGAAAACCUAAUAUCCUCACUGCUAUUGCAAACAAAGGGGUUAAUUGCAUUGGGGGGUUUGGGGUGCAUGACUGUUUAGGGGACAUGAUUGAGAUUUGAGAAUGAGUUUAAGGGUUUUGGAUCAUGGUGAUUAAGGGGUAAUUUUUUUUAAGGAGCUAUUGCACUGGGGGUCUCAAGUUUAAUGGCUCUGUUUUAGUGCACUGCAUAGGAUUUAGACUUCAUUCUUUUACCUAGUGAUUUAGCACAUAUUCUCCAAAUGUUAAUAGUGGGGGAUAAGCCAGCCAGAAGCCUCUCUCUCAGUCUCUCUCUCUCUCUCUCUCUCUCUCUCUCUCUCUCUCUCUCGGUCUCUCUAUCUCUCUCUCCCCCUCUGUUUCUCUUUCUCUCCUCCCCUCUCUCUCCCCCUCUGUUUCUCUCUGUAUUUAUCUCCCCCCCUCUGUCUCUCUCUCUGUUUAUUUUUCUCUCCAACCCCAUCUGUCUCUCUCUCUCUGUCUGUUUCGUUCUCUCCCCCCUCUGUUUUUCUCUCCCCCCCGUCUCUCUCUCUCCCCCUCUGUCUCUCUCUCUCUCUGUUUCUUUCUCUCUCCCACCCCAUCUCUCUCUCUCUCCCCCUCUGUUUCUUUCUAUCUUACAGUUACAGGAUGUGCUAUGUGUAUGAGCCCCUGGCACACAGUAGGGUAAGGCAGCAGGUCUGACCUUCUGCAAAGUUAUGGAUGCACUGUGUGUAUUAGCCCCUGGCACACAGUGGGGGGAGGCAGCUGAGAGUAUGGUCUGACCCUCUGCACAGUUAGGGAUGCACUAUGUGUAUUAGCCCCUGACACACAGUAGGGGGAGGCAGCUGAGAGUAUGGUCUGACCCUCUGCACAGUUAGGGAUGCACUAUGUGUAUUAGCCCCUGGCACACAGUAGGAGAAGGCAGCUGAGAGUAUGGUCUGACCCUCUGCACAGUUAGGGAUGCACUAUGUGUAUGAGCCCCUGGCACACAGUAGGGGGAGGCAGCUGAGAGUAUGGUCUGACCCUCUGCACAGUUAGGGAUGCACUAUGUGUAUGAGCCCCUGGCACACAGUAGGGGGAGGCAGCUGAGAGUAUGGUUUGACCCUUUGCACAGUUAGGGAAGCACUAUGUGUAUUAGCCCCUGGCACACAGUAGGGGGAGGCAGCUGAGAGUAUGGUCUGACCCUCUGCACAGGUAGAGGAUGUGCUAUGUGUAUUAGCCCCUGACACACAGUAGGGGGAGGCAGCUGAGAGUAUGGUCUGACCCUCUGCACAGGUAGAGGAUGCACUAUGUGUAUGAGCCCCUGGUACACAGUAGAUGAAGGCAGCAGUUAGUAUGGUCUGACCCUCUGCAUAGGUAGAGGAUGCACUAUGUGUAUGAGCCCUUGGCACACAGUAGGGGGAGGCAGCUGAGAGUAUGGUUUGACCCUUUGCACAGGUACAGGAUGCACUAUGUGUAUUAGCCUCUGGAACACAGUAGGGGGAGGCAGCUGAGAGUAUGGUUUGACCCUCUGCACAGUUAGGGAAGCACUAUGUGUAUUAGCCCCUGGCACACAGUGGGGGGAGGCAGCUGAGAGUAUGGUCUGACCCUCUGCACAGGUAGAGGAUGCACUAUGUGUAUUAGCCCCUGGCACACAGUGGGGGGAGGCAGCAGAGAGUAUGGUCUGACCCUCUGCACAGGUAGAGGAUGCACUAUGUGUAUGAGCCGCUGGUACACACUAGCAGUGGGGUACACUGGAAGAGAAUCUACCUUUGUCAUUGGAUUAGCACUAAGGUACACUGGAAAAGAGUCUACCUUUAUCAUUGGAUUAGCACUAGAGUACACUGGAAGAGAGUCUACCUUUGUCAUUAGAUUAGCACUAAGGUACACUGGAAAAGAGUCUACCUUUGCAAUUGGAUUAGCACUAGAGCACACUGGAAGAGACUCUACCUUUGCAAUUGGAUUAGCACUAGAGCACACUGGAAGAGAGUCCACUUUAUGUCAUUAGAUUAGCAUUAGUGUACAUUGGAAGAUAGUGUACCUUUGUCAUUGCAAUAAAUAUCUUAUAUAAACACAAGGUAAAGCCUAUAUAAAUGAUAGAUGUAAAUAUUAUGCUUCUUGUACUAUUAUUUGUAACAUGUUUGUAAUGUAUUCAAUUGUUCCUCUUGUUACUAUUAUCCAUUCACAAUAUAUGCUAAUAGCAACAAUGAUUUGUAUCCCCUGUUUUCCACCCGGAUUUCAAUUGGUGGGCGGGGUUACUUGUGUCUGGUAUUGUCAUUUUAAGCCUGAUGAAACGGUGGAUGUAUCACAGAGAAACGCGUUGUUUUUAUUAAACUUUUUUUAGCUUUUUAUUGAGAAA